Seriola aureovittata is the source of this 4250-nucleotide messenger RNA. It is a transcript of the gene lrrc38a, whose product is annotated as leucine rich repeat containing 38a. Lineage: Eukaryota; Metazoa; Chordata; Actinopteri; Carangiformes; Carangidae. Gene Ontology annotation, molecular function: potassium channel activator activity; voltage-gated potassium channel activity; transmembrane transporter binding. The coding region runs from base 1396 to 2271 and encodes 291 amino acids. The transcript has 2 exons. Gene Ontology annotation, cellular component: voltage-gated potassium channel complex. The record is from RefSeq and is a predicted model, not a curated record.
GGGAGUUUUUCCUCCCCCUGUCGCCAAGAGCUGCUCUCCGUUGGAACUGUUGGGUUUCUCUUGACCUUACCCUGUUAAGUGCUGUGAGAUAAUGUAUAUUAUGAUUUGGCGCUAUACAAAUAAAAUUGAAUUGAAUUGAAGCUGUGAAGCAACAGGAAGGAGCUUCUAGAAACUUACCGAACCUCAUCCAAGUGCAGUUGGCUGCCCAUCUUGACAUGUGGAUGACAUGUCUUCUUCUUUCCGCAGACGUCAGAAAAAUGCAUUCAUCACUUUAUGGGCAUUUUUUUUUUUUUUUUUUUUGCAAUUGUUGUGUUAAGAAUCUUUCUGGGCCUGGGUGCCAUAUGACCUGCCACUAUGACCACUGCACCAAAAUCACACCACAGCCCAGUGCUGUUCCUGAGUCGGGCUAUUAAUCACAUUGUCAUUGGAUUGACUCCAGCUUGCAUUUUACAUCAUCACUCUGAGCUUCAUAAAAGUAGUAUUUCACAGGGCUGGAUUGCAUCAUCUGCCACUGCUGUGAUAUGUGAAUCUGAGAGGAGUGGCAGAGUGACAGUGACAGACUUCCAUGUCAGCACAUCCUGCCCCUGGAAAAUGUUUUGGAGCCAUUGUCAUGGUGACUGACUGAGAAACUACCUGUUCUCUAUUCCCAGUCAGCAUGUGAAACAAAGGGGGAAAAAAAAUUGAGGAUUGGAAGAGGAUGAGGGAGAAAGGGGAAAACAGCGGUGAUUCUGCAUGUGACACUGCUGUUGACUGUACAUACGUCACAGGUCACAUGUGAGUCACAGAUGGUGAUGACAUCCUCAUCUUCACUUCAGGGCUGUCUACUUACAGUUCAAACACACCGCUGGGAUCUCGCUCACUAAGGACUGUCGCUGCGGAUACCACUGAUGACAGGGAUAAUUAGUUUACCUCAGUUGCUGACUAAUGAGACAUGGAGGGUUAUCCCAGCUAAACCAUAUAGACACACACAAACACAGAGCUUAUACCAUAAACCCAGCCUCUCCCUUCAUUUGCUUCUCUUUACCUCUGUGUUAAUCCUCUCCCCUUUCACAUCCCCCCUCUUCCCCUCCUCACCGCUCUCUUGCACGCUCUCUUUUGCUCCUCCCCGCUUUUCCCUCAAAGCCAGCAGCCUGCUAUUUGAUCCAGACUGCUUGUUAUGUGAUUUCCUGCUGUACAUCACUCCCUCGCUACUCGAUGGCUUUUCGAGGUGUUCUUGCUUUGCAGUGCAGGGAGUGCGAAAGGAAGUCCACGCUGAACCAACAUUGUUUCCCCUUUCCUUUCCCAUCCUGUGAUGUCAAUCUGUCUAUCCGUCCGUCUCUCUGACCUCCCUUCUUACCCCCUGUCGCGACCCCCUCACCCCCCUGUCUCCUGAUUAAUGCUGCCGGCCCCUCAACAAUGUUACCAUGUAUUAACUGGCUACAGCCUUUCCUUGCCUUGAUAUCCUCCACCUUGCUUACACGAGGCCACAACUGCCCAUCCAGCUGUUUUUGUCCAGACCAUCACACUGUGGACUGCACCAGCAAAGGUCUCACCAAAGUCCCGGACUCCAUUCCUCUGGAUGUUCGACGUCUCCUGCUCUCCAACAACUGGAUUCCCUGGAUCCCGUCUGACUUCCUGUUCCUGUAUAGUGAUCUGGUCUACCUGGACUUGAGGAAUAACUCCCUCUCCCAGCUGGAGCCAGGGACACUGAGCACCUCCUCUAGAUUAGUCUUCUUGGACCUAGGGAGCAACAACCUGACAGAAAUCUCCUAUGGGACAUUUGAGGAGUCCAGGAGUCUGAUCAAACUGCGACUGGGGAACAACCCCUACCUAAGCAUGGUAGGCAGGGGGGCUUUUACAGGGUUGACUUCUUUAAGGGAGCUGGAACUAGAGAGAAAUGGCCUCACAACGCUGGAUGUCAACGUCCUGGAACCCCUGCCCUCCCUUCGAAAGCUGCGUCUGGAGGGAAACCCCUGGCUCUGCAACUGCAACUUUGCCAGACUAUUUGUUUGGCUGACCGAGAACCGCCACAAGCUCCCAACCGGUAUGGAGGGAAUAGACUGUUCACUGCCUCUGGAUGGACGUCGUGUUCCCCUCAGUUUACUCUCUGAGGACAGUUUCCGGGAGUGCCGUGGUAACCUGACCCUAACAGACUAUCUAAUCGUCAUCUUUUCUGGCAUCUCUGUCUCAGUGGCAGCCAUCAUGGCCAGCUUUUUCCUCGCUUCAACAGUCCACUGCUUCCAGCGCCUCAGCAAAGGCAGUAAAGGAGAUGAGGAAGAAGGGAAUGACUGAUGGGGGGAAGGAAAGGAGAACUGGAUAACAUAAAAUGCAAGUGUUUCAUACAAAACUCAAGCUGUAUCCCAGAGAAAGCUCGAUAAAACAUGCCAGCAGGAAGACAUCAGUGGUGGAAUUGUAGGAAUUUCUUGGACUGCAUACUGCACUGACGGCAGAGACACUGGUCAGUGUCUGUUAGAUACAGGAGAGCUGUAGUACAACAAUUACGCCAUUUUUGAAAACAGUCAUUAAGACUGAGAUUGGUAAAGAGAUUGUAAGAUGAAGAGACAAAAGGGUGCAUAUUGGGACUAUAGAGAAUGAUCAGCAAGCACUGCAGGGGAAAUACAAAUUACAGUGGGAGCUGACCAGUAAAACACACAUAGUGCUUUACUGUUGGCCUUGUUCUGAGAGGUCUUCACGGGUCUGGAAUUACAAUAUAUGACUAAAUCAAACUAGGAACUCUGAUUUAUGCCAAGAUCUUAUAAUCUUAACUUUAUAAAAUCUUGCCAUGACAUUGCAGACUACAUGUUGGACCCUGAAAAAUCAUAUCUUUCACAUGACUGAACCAACAACCAACAAGAAAACUCUACUAUCCUAACUAACUAUGCUAAACACUACUAUUCCACUAUAAUACACUACACAGGAUAAAACAAGCAAUUACUCACACCCAACAUUGACUCUUGGUACACUAUAUUAUAUAUCCAACAUCUAAAUGCAAUUUCAUACACUUUUAUCAUAACUGUGUGGAAGUGACUGCAAUAAAAAUUAGAUUGCACUACCGCGGUCGAUCCCUGUUUGCAGACCCUUGCAAAGUCAAGUCAAAACAGCAGUGCUUUAAUUGGAAAGGAAUAAUAAAAAAUUGUAAAGUAAUUGUAAAAAUGAUGGUUUUUAGUUAGAUCCUAUCUAGAUUGCAGUGUGCUAGACCUGGUUUAGGUUGGGUCCUCAGGUUUUCACAAGUUCAGCUGGUACAGCUGGUGGAGAAGUGCCUUGCUCAACAGCUUCUUAGUUGUUGAAAGAACAGUUGUCACAAUCUGAACAGUAGCUCUCUGAAAUAUUUGUACACUCAUUUAUAAGACAAUUUUUAUUUCGUAUUUAUAUUUUCCUCCAGUACUGAAACCAAUGCUUCAUUUCCAUCUAAAAAUAUAUUCAAAACUUGAAAUUGUUAACUUCUUACAUUAGCAGGAUAAAUUGCACUUUCCUUAAGGGUCUCAUCAGAACACUGCUGCCAUUCUUGGAGAAUCCAUUGCAGUACUGGAUUACAGGUGGCAGGAGAUACUCUUGGAUUCAACUUCUUAAAGUGAUAAUUCCCAAGUAACAAUGAUAUUGCAGAUUUUUGAUUGGUCCAGAGUCCUGCUGUAAUGCACUGAAGCAAUAAUACUUACAAUACAGCUGACAGCAGCUGAUUUGGACCUAACCUUCUAAGAGAGGUAAGUGGAGAAUGGCCAGACUGGUUGGAGUUGACAGGCUACAGUAACUCAGAUAACCACUCUACAACUGUGGUGAGCAGACAAGCAUCUCAGGCUGCACGACACGUUGAACCUUGACUGGACUACAACAUUACGGGACUACAUCAGGUUCCAGGAGCCUUUUCCUCCAGUGGGCACAUGCUCACCAACACUGAACAGACAAAGACUAGAAAAACAUGAUGAAUAUGGAUUUCUGCUGAGAGAGCAGAUGGUAGGGUAACGAUCUGCCAUCAGCAGCAUGAAUCCAUGUGUCCAUCCUUGUGUCAACAGUCCAGACGGGUGGAGAUGUAACUGCGUGAGGAAUCUUUUCUUGGCACGGCUUAAUGCCAAUCAAUCAUGGUUUGAAUGCCACAGCGUAUCUUAGUAUUGAUAAUGACCACAUGAGUCUUUAUGGCCAGAAUUUACUAUGUUAACUGCUGUAAAAGUAGUCUGGCCCAUGUACUUCCACAUCUGGGCAUAUUCUGGCUGUUAUCCUCCAGUAUGGCUGACAGCUGUUUGUCAGAAUUGGUCCAGGUGUAGAGACAUCUGACA